AUGUCAGAUCCCCGGAAAAGACGCGAGGGAAACAAAACCGACGAGUCGGGAUACUCCAUUUCACCAUCGCUUGUUGAAAACCUUACCAUCGCGACCAAGUAUGUCCAGCAAGGUGACGCUAUAGAGAUUGAUCAACAUGAUGAAUCCUGCACUACGACUCUCCAACGUUUUCUUUCGGUAAACGCAGUUCUGAGCACAGCAUCGUCAUUUGCUAUCCGCCAACAACAAGCGGCAGAGCAAGAUCUUCCGCUUCAGGUCAUCGGAGAAGGAUUUUGCGGUGCGAUAUACGAUUUCCCUAGCAGGGGACUCAUCAUAAAGGCCGGUAGAUCAAACAAGAAGCAAGAGAUGUGGGCUGAUCAUGUGGCUCACGUCAAGAUGUGGGAGGCUUCGAAAACCACAAAGUCUUACGCCAUGCCAAGACCUGCAUAUAUCGUACAAGUCGAGGACCUUCAAGCUUGGAAGAUUGCUCACCGCAAGGAGAUCAAGAGUCACUCAGGAUUCUUCUUCGAUCCCAGCGCGAUCAUGGUAUCUGAACGUAUUCUCCCACUACCUCGAAGCAUCCGUGAGGCGCUUGUGUCCGUCUUCUGUCCGUCCGACAUGAAAGCCGCCGCUUCAAACAACCCAGCAAACAAGCAUUGCUUGAUACGCAUUUACCUUGGACGCAGACGCAUGAAUCAACGAGUCGAAAACAAAUUCUCUCUGCGAAACUUUGAGCUCACGCUCGAUAAGAUGGAGAUCUUGGGUGUAGACCCCCAGCAAUAUGUUCAGCCAAUGGCUGAGGCUUUGGCGGUCAUGCACUGGGCUGCUCAGAUUGAUGGUGCAGAUGUCGAAUUCGUUCUUGGCAGUUCUCCCGAGCGUCGCAUAUCUGCUCAAACCCUGGACUCAAUUGACCUUGAAGGGGAUAUCAUCACGACGUGGAAUAUGGAUGAAUCGAAAUCAAGCGGCAUCAACUUUCUCCGACGCAGCGUGAGCAUCUUCUUACUGGAUUUCAAUCAAUGCAGAAGAAUGCCGCCCACUCCCAAGGGCAUUGAUGAUGCUGUCAAAGCAUUCUGGGAAAAUGACCCAUACUAUCCAAGACCUGGCUACAAGAAGGGAUCCCAAGAGUGGAUGCUUUGGGAACAGUUCAAGGGCCACUACUUAGUCAAGAGUUACAAGAUUCUAGAUGACUCUGCUACAAUGCCCGCCGAGUUUCUCCGCAGAGUCGAAGAGCAUGGAAAUUCAGCUGCAAGGCAGCUAUUCAUGGGCGGCCCCCCUCCAAAUUCUGCUACGGCUUCCUCAAGUCCCACUCCUGGUCCUUCAAGCUCUAUGCAAGCUUCACAGAGCCCGAUACCGGGUUCUUCAAGCUCUAUAGCAGACACGAAGAAAGGCAACAACAACAAGAAGCAGAGAUACGAAGUUACGUUGAAAAUGGGCGAUAAUCAAGAUCAGCCUUUCACUUCGGAAAGCGAAGUACGCGCCGCGCAGAAGCGCGCAGAACAAUACGCCAAGAUUCCCGUUGAAUGGCGUAUCGAUCAAACUGUUCCCCCUCCCAAAGACAUGGACACCAUUCUUCGUUCAUCUGGAGUCUUGAGCGCGGAAGAGCUUGCUUGUACGGAAGUUGAAGACAUCCAAGUCUUACUUGAGCAGAUUGCGACUCGAAAGUUGAGCGCAGUCCAAGUCCUCAAAGCGUUCGCGAAGCGAGCAGCCAUAGCCCAGCAGCUAGUGAAAUGCUGCACAGAGCUCAUAUUUGAACAGGCUCUCAAACGAGCCAAGGCUCUAGAUUUCCAUCUAGAGUGGACAGGCUCCGUAGUUGGGCCAUUGCAUGGACUCCCGGUAUCCCUCAAGAACAUAUUCGACGUCAAAGGGUUUGAUUCUACCAUCGGCAAGCCGCUGAUUGCAGGCUGGGUUAACCCCAUUGGGAAGCCGGCGAAAGAAAACAGCGUCUUGUCAGACGUUCUCAUAGCUCAAGGAGCUGUGCUUUUUGUCAAGACGAAUGUUGCGCAGGCACUAGUGCUAUCGGACUCCUACAAUCAUGUUUUCAAACAAUCUUUGAACUCACUCAACCGCGAACUGAUAUCUGGUGGCAGAUCAGGUGGCGAAGCGGCACUCGUAGGCUGUCAUGGUAGUUUGUUCGGGAUCGGAACAGACCCCGGCGGUUCCAUACGUAUCCCAGCAGCUCUGCAGGGACUUAACGGGCUCAAACCGACUGUUGGACGACUACCGUUCGAGGAGUCGAGCAAAUGGGAAUUUAUCGCACCGCCAGUGGCUGGUCCUCUAGCAUUCAGCCUCUCGACAAUCGAGACCUUCAUGGAUGGCAUCUUAUCUUGUGAGCCGUGGCGAAGUGAUCCGACGUUGCUGCCCAUCCCGUGGGGCAAGGAGCUCGCGGCCAAGCCAGACAAGCCUCUCAAGAUCGGAUAUUACAUCAAUGACAACGUCGUCCGUAUACAGCCGCCUAUUGAACGUGCGGUACGGGCUGUCGUUGAUAGCCUCACGGCUGCAGGGCACACUUUGAUCGAAUGGGACCCCACCUUGCAUGCCGAAGCUUACAAGGAUUGGACAACUGCCACAUUCGCUGAUGGCGGUGAGUCUCACAGGAUGCUGAGUGAGGCCAGCGGAGAGCCGUUAGUCAAAGGGCUUCUCGUUGGAACUGAAGAAGACAAACUCUCAGUUGCAAAGUCUCGCCAUCUGGCUGCCAAAAAGCUCAAGUAUGAGCAAGAAUACCUCAAGCGCUGGAGCGAGGCAGGUGUUGACGCCCUCAUCACGCCGGUGGCACCCUGGGUCGGGAUGAGACCCAGAGUGUGGGCCAGGUCAAAGCCUCACGUCGGAUACACCUCGCACUGGAAUUGGCUUGAUUAUGCAGCCUUGACGAUCCCCGUAAUGCGAGCUGAAAGCGAUGGUGCCCCGAGCCAGCAGUGGACUGAUCAUGUCCCAUGGAACAACAGCGAUGAGAUAAACUACCAGCUGUAUGAUUUUGAGCAGAUUCGCGGCAUGCCGGUUGGUGUGCAGAUUAUUGGAGGAAACCGCUGCGUGCUGGCGAAAGAGAUCACGAUGACCAGUUCGCCGGCAUCGCCGCGACGGCGACAUAUCCUUUCGUCUGUCAAUCCCGGCGACAGUCACGAGAACACACCAGAGCCAACCAAGCGCAAAUCGCCGCCCGCUCCAACAGACGCAGGAGCAGAAGCGCAAGCGCAAGCAGAACCAGGCGACGGCGAAAACCUGCGACCUAGAUCAUCCCGCUUUCGAUUAAAAUCCAAACAUUCAAAGUCGAGCCGAUCGCAUCGUCACCGCGACCGUGAACGUGGCCAUGAUCCAGACGCCGCCGACAAUGAUGAGUCCCGCUCAGAACACCGCCACAGUCGCCGCCGCCACCACCACCACAGCAGCAGCCGGCGACAUCGCAGACGUUCACGGUCCCCGACGCCACCGAACCCCUACGAACCCCAGGCCCUCGACCCAGACGCCGCAUUCCGCGAAUCCCUAUUCGACGCGAUGGCCGACGACGAGGGCGCGGCAUACUGGCAGGGCGUCUACGGGCAGCCGAUACACGUCUACUCGAACGAGAGGCCAGGCCCAGAAGGCGAGCUCGAGCGGAUGACGGACGAAGAAUACUCCCAGCACGUCAGGCAAAAGAUGUGGGAGAAGACACACCAGGGCUUACUAGAAGAGAGGGCCCGUCGGGAAGAAGCACGGAAACGCAAAAAGGAAGAGGAAAAGGUGAAUAGGAAGCUCCAAGAAGACAUGGAGCGGAGCCUGCGUCGCGGGGAGGAGCGGCGCAAGAAGAGAGCAUGGGUCCAGCUGUGGGAAGAGUACACACGAGGCUGGACGGAGUGGGCCAACAACGUGGACAAGAUUCCCUGGCCCGUAGAAAGCGGUCGACGUAGAGACAUUAACGAAAAGGAAGUCCGGCGGUUCAUCGUCAACGGGCUCGGGCUGGAGGAUAUUGGCGAGAAGGAGUUCGCUGCGAAGCUGCGCGAGGAGCGCGUGCGGUGGCAUCCCGACAAGAUGCAGCAGAAGCUUGGCGGACAGGUGGACGACGAGGUUAUGAAGGAUAUUACGGCGAUUUUCCAAAUCAUUGAUAAGUUAUGGGCAGAUACCCGGUCGAAGGCGUAA
This is a messenger RNA of Colletotrichum tamarilloi, 4089 nucleotides long. RefSeq names its product acetamidase. The transcript is spliced from 10 exons. NCBI's taxonomy places the organism in Eukaryota, Fungi, Ascomycota, Sordariomycetes, Glomerellales, Glomerellaceae. The coding region runs from base 1 to 4089 and encodes 1362 amino acids. The record is from RefSeq and is a predicted model, not a curated record.